Messenger RNA from Syngnathoides biaculeatus (alligator pipefish), 3507 nucleotides. It is a transcript of the gene otud4, whose product is annotated as OTU deubiquitinase 4. The coding region runs from base 177 to 2777 and encodes 866 amino acids. Lineage: Eukaryota; Metazoa; Chordata; Actinopteri; Syngnathiformes; Syngnathidae. Gene Ontology annotation, biological process: protein deubiquitination; negative regulation of toll-like receptor signaling pathway; negative regulation of interleukin-1-mediated signaling pathway. The transcript has 20 exons. The record is from RefSeq and is a predicted model, not a curated record. Gene Ontology annotation, molecular function: K63-linked deubiquitinase activity; cysteine-type deubiquitinase activity.
UCUUACGAGGAAGCGGGAGGGGUGCCGAGGGGGGGGGGUGAGGGCUUCCAGGAAGGCAGAAGUGUACGCCGUCAUACCCGCGCGUCACUUUACGGCUGUGCUGUGCUGGUCGUGGUCGAUGGCGAGUGCUGUCUUUUCUACCUUUCAAGUUGCUAAAAGCGCUAGCGUCAACUAGCAUGAAUCGGGGCAGACACUUGCGAGCGGCCGAGGAGGAGGAGGAGGAGGAGGAGGAGGAGGAGAAGCUCAUGGACGACUACUUGGCUUCGGUCGGACUGCAUCGGAAACGCGUCGCCAAGGACGGGUCGUGCUUGUUUCGUGCCGUGGCCGAACAGGUUCAUCUCAGCCAAAACCUUCACAAAGAAGUCCGGGCCCAGUGUGUUCGCUUCCUGAGGCAGCACAGAGAGAGCUACGCGGCGUUUAUUGAAGGGGAUUUUGAAGCGUACCUGGAGCGGCUCCAUGACCCGCAGCAGUGGGCAGGCGAGGUGGAGAUGAACGCACUGGCCAUCAUGUACAAGAGGGACUUUGUGAUCUUCCAAGAGCCAGGAAGACCUCCAGUGGACAUCACAGGCAACAAGUUCAAGGAGAAGGUCCAGUUGUCUUUUCUGCACGGGAAUCACUACGACUGCGUUUAUCCCGUCAGCCGGAUAAAGAACGCUGCGCUCUGCCAGUCCGUGCUGUACGAGCUGCUGUACGCCGACGUCUUCCGGGUGAGCCGGCGCGCUCUGGCGUCCUGUCGAGGGAGCGGCCGAGCCUGCGAGCGGCUGAGCGACGACAACAUGGCGGCGUGCGCCAGCGGCGACGAGUCGGACCCGGACGCGGGAAACGACUUCAGGGGCGAGAACAGCCGCUCAAGGGGGGCCCUGCUGCCGGAAAGUGUGCGCCGUUCAUUGAGUGCCAGUCUGUAUCGAAAUGUUGCCUACGACACGUGGCAAAAGGCCAAGAAAGCGCAACAAAAGCGCGAUUACUGCAUGGCUGCCGGGUUGCAGUACACUGUAGGCCAGCGCUGUCAGGUGCGCCUGGAUGGAAGUGAGCAGAGCUACGACGGCACCAUCGAGGAGAUCUCGCCGUCUGGCGGCCCGGUGACGGUUUACACGGACGAAGAAGGCACAAUACUCGUUCCCCUGUGGAGCCUGCGACCGGCGACGUCGGACGGCUCGAGUUGGAGCGCCGUCCUCCGUCGGGAGAGGAGAAUUUCCAGCGGACAGCGAGAGUCCGCACCAAAGUCCUUCUCUGGUCCCAGAGCCCCAAGCGCCGGUGGGCACCAGCAGAAGUCACGGCCGCCGCAAGGAGAGCUGAGACGUUCCAGGAAGAGCGCACGUGAGACUGCCUCUUUUGACCUGUCUGUGGAGGAGUUCCAGCUUAAGGAUGAGCACAGCUUCCCGCCACUUGGGAGGUCGUGUCCAAAUGAAGAUGCUGCAGGAGAACAGAAGAGCCUCACUGGACCUCUUCAACAUACUGCCGCGUGUCCCUCGUCUCCUCCUUCCACCGACGCCGCUGCCCUAUCCUCAAAUACCGGCCCGGCUCCCACAUUCAUAUCGCCGAUCGCGCCGUCCCCUGGGGCCGCGGCCGCCGCCGCCCGCAGCUUGUCCUCGCCCAGUCCUCCGGCGGACCCGAGAUCCUCGUCUUCAUCGCCGGCGCAGCCUCUUUCGCGACUCCCCGAGGCCCUCGGACUUUCAGUUCCCGGGCCAACUCAAAGUCCAGACGCUGGAGAGGCGGGGAGCGCGCCAACGGGCCAGGAGGCCGCCGAAGAAUUGAAAGCUCAGCCGGCCGAUGCGACCGAUCCCCCUCGCGGCCAGAACCAGUCAUGGACGGCCCCUUCACCCUUCAUCCGCACAACGCCCCAGAAUCCCAGUGAGAAUGAAUCUGCACAGCGGCCCUUGCCCGUUUCCUCCUCCGAUAUCCCCCAGCCGUCGGGCGCCGCUCCCGUCCCCCUCGGAUACCUCCCGACUCUCCCCGGAGGCGUCCCCGUGCGCCACCUCGCCCAGGACCCCCUCUACCCUGGCUUCCCCCUGGGAGAGAGUGGCAACGUGCUCCCGCCUCCAGACUUCUCUCUCUGCAAGUCGGGAGAAGACCUCCCCCGAGAUGUAAACAUUCUGAGGUUUUUCUUCAACUUGGGUGUGAAGGCAUACAACUGGCCCUUGUACAUGCCCUACAUGUACCUGCUGCCCCUCCAGCAGGCCCACAUCAUGCACCCCCACAUCCUCUCGCCGGUCCCGAGCCACCGGCCUCCCGACGGCCCCCCUCGGCCCACGUGUUCUCCCACGCAAUCCAGUGACUCCGCCGACGCGUGGCCCGCACCCCACGAUCCGGCGUACUGCGCGUGUCCAUGGCAACAGCAUCCGGCAGCAGGACCCGCCGGGCGGAAUCCGCCGGCCGCCGUCUUGCCGUCGCACCCCUGGGAGCCCAACGUCGACGUGCACCACAGAGGCUCUCUGCAAGCUUUCCCCAUCAACUCGCCGCUUGCGUCCAAAAUGGUUGUCAGGAGGAAGUGGAAAUGCACAAAAGCCCUCGUGAGGCCUUCUUCAUUUCCAGGGGACGAGGCCGUGGCCGUGAUCCCACCGCUCGACAUCAACCAAAGACCGGGAAGAGCAGUUCCUUUGGCUCGCAUCCCUGCAGGAGGGCACACGCCGCCGCCCCAUCGCCCAUCAGUGGGGUGCAACACCGACGAGGGCGACGAGUCGUCCCGUUUGACGGCGGCGCCGAGGAGACACUACGGCGGGCGACGGGGCUACCGGAGGAGACGUGGAAGCCAACCUGGCACCUACGGAGGAUAUUAACUUCCACUCUAGGUUUGAUGCACUUUAUUCAAUAAAGAUGUCAAAGCUGCAACUUUCCUUUCGUGUCUUCAACUUAUCCUCGAGGGGUGGUGCCGCUUUCCCUCAAAGUUUACGUCCAAUUCUUUUGCCUUAUUUCUGCUAUCAUUUGUUAAGCAUUCCAAUUUCGGGCGCUUUGUGCAGCAUCAAUGCAAAUCACUCAAAUUUUAUCGGCGUAAUCAUUUUAAUGACCACGUAUUAGUAAAUUGCAAAAUUACAACAACAUAAGAAAACAGGAAUGCACAUAAUGGCAGUUUUGUCAAAUGAGUCCCUGUCAAGGCAACAGGUGGCACCGUCAGGCCUAACCGCAGGACGAGUCAGUCCGGUUGAGGCGCAUCUUUACUUCCGCAGAGUCCGGACACGGCGAUCGUUCCGUAGUCAUUUAUUCAUGUCUCUGCUUCGUUUGCAUUCACAUAUAUCAAGUUUGUAUAAAGGACCUUUGUCCAAAAAGACAUUAGCCACAAGGAAAACAUUUUGUUUGCAAGUUGGGUUACAUACACAACUUCAUAUCAUCAUAGUCUUCUUCGUUAGUCCGGCACAGACGGGAAAUCCGCUAGCCUGUUUUCUGGGUUAGCAGAUUGGAAGCUGGAAAUGUUAUUUCCAAGCACACAGUGCAGCGAGGACUUAAAAAGUGCUUAAUGUGGUUAAAAUGCAAAAUCACAUUAGGUAGAUUAAAAAAAAAAAAAAAAAAAAA